Fundulus heteroclitus (mummichog) is the source of this 2438-nucleotide messenger RNA. It is a transcript of the gene pum3, whose product is annotated as pumilio RNA-binding family member 3. The record is from RefSeq and is a predicted model, not a curated record. Gene Ontology annotation, biological process: regulation of translation. Gene Ontology annotation, molecular function: mRNA binding. Gene Ontology annotation, cellular component: nucleolus. The transcript has 18 exons. Lineage: Eukaryota; Metazoa; Chordata; Actinopteri; Cyprinodontiformes; Fundulidae. The coding region runs from base 124 to 2040 and encodes 638 amino acids.
CAAACACAUUUUGCGGCAGCGGUAGGUGAUUUACGGCUCUGUCGUAAACCGCGACGACAACAAGACGCAUGGGACGGAGCUGAACAACGUGUCGUUCAGCUAAACUCGUCUCUGCAGAUCAGGAUGGAAACCAAACCCCAGAAGCCUUUCGCCUCCAAAGGUGGAAGAAAGUUUCCGCACAAAGGAAAAGACUCCCCAGGAGCCAAAUUCGGAGGCAAACCUGGUGGGAAGAAGCCGUUUAAGCCGUACAAGAACACGGAGAAGAAGAGCAGACCAGGAAAAGACGGAGGAAGAAAGCUGGGCUUCUCUAAUGCCGGGAAAGGACCACAGGGGAAGAGGAAACUGCCCGCAGAGGGCAGAGGACCGCCGGCCAAGAGGGGGAAGGGAGGCGAGGAGACUCCGGCCGCGGCCGAAGAGCUGAAGAAGAACCGACUGCAGAAGAAGAAGGAGCUGAAGAACAGCCGACAGCAGCUGGAGAGGAAGGAGAUGUUUGAGAUCAUCCGCCAGUGCAAACGAGUGUGGGGGCACCUCCGGAGGAAGAAGCUGGACAACGAGGAGAGGAACAAACUGAUGAAGGAGCUCCAGGGUCUGAUCCGUGGGAAAGCCAAAGAGAUGGCGUUCGCUCACGACUCGGUUCGGGUUCUCCAGUGUUUCAUCCAGUUCGCUAACCAGAAGCAGAGGUGGGAGGUGUUUGAGGAGCUCAAAGACUCCAUGCUGGAUCUGUCCAGGUCGCCGUACGGCCGCCAUGUGGUCAAGAAGCUGCUGAUGUACGGGAACAAGGAGAUGGUGGCCGCCGUGAUCCAGGGCUUCAAAGGUCACGUCCGUAAGAUGCUCCGCCACGCCGCCGCCUCGGCCAUCAUCGAGUACGCCUACAACGACAAGGCCAUGCUGGCGCAGCGGCUGCUGAUCACCGACGAGCUUUACGGCACCACCUACGCCAUCUGCAAGUCGUCGGAGCGGAACACCAUCGAGAAGGUGCUGAAGGCGAACCCAGAGAAGCUGGAGAACAUCAUGGAGGAGACAAAGCGGGUCGUCGUGCCGCUGGCGCAGAAAGAGCAGGUCAUCAAGCACUCGGUGGUCCACAGAGUCUUCCUGGAUUUCUUCCUGUUUGCGCCCGACAAGCAGAGAUCGGAGAUGAUCGAGUCCAUCAGGGAGGCGGUGGUCUACAUGGCUCACACCCACGACGGCGCCCGAGUGGCCAUGCGCUGCCUGUGGCACGGCACGGCAAAGGACAGAAAAGUCAUCAUAAAAACCAUGAAGACCUACAUGGUGAAGUUCGCCACCGGGGAGUUUGGUCACAUGGUCCUUCUGGCCAUAUUCGACUGCGUGGACGACACCAGGCUGGUCAAGCAGACGGUUCUCUCGGAGAUCCUGUCCGCUCUGCCUGAGGUCAUCGGGAACAAACACGGUAAGAAGGUGCUGCUGUACCUGCUGAGCCCCAGAGACCCCGCCCACGUUCUGCCGGAGAUCGUCAAGGAGCUGGAGCAAGGAGACGGGAACGCUCACAGUAAAAAGGACAUGGCGACCCGCCGGCAGGAGCUGCUGGAGGCCGUCUCCCCCGCGCUGCUGGAGUAUCUGCGUACGAACGCCGGCACCAUGGCGAUGGACAAGGCCACCAGCGUCACCAUCAGCGACAUCCUGGCGUCCGCCUGCGGGGACAUCAGGCCCGCCAUGACCGCCGUGGCCCAGCUGGCCAAUCAGGAGCUGGUGCCGGGAGGAAUCAAAGGAGAGCUUCACAUGGCCGAGCACCCAGCGGGACACCUGGUGCUGAAAUGGCUCAUCGAGCAGGACGCCGCGCUGGCAGCGGCCGGCAGAGACGAGCGCUUCAGCAGGAUUCUGGUGGACACGGUGGGAACCGAGACCAUGAAGAGCUGGGUGAAGGUCAACAGAGGAGCCAUGGUGCUCUGCAGCCUUCUGGACAGCUGUGAGAGGUCUGUGGCUGAGGAGGUGAAGGAGGCGCUCACGGCCAUCUCCUCCGAGCUCCGCAGAAUCAAGAACAACAAAGGAGCCGAAAUCCUGCUGGAGAAGUUGAAGAAGUAGACCUCUUUUGGUUUUUACUUCAGACGGACUACAGGUGUUCAAACGUUGCUUCGUUUGGACCAAAUUAAAACGUCCCCCAGAGGACAGAAGAUCAAGGAUGAACCGGGAAGUGGACACAGUCUGGGACACCUUGGAGAUUUUAACCGUUAACUCUUUUCCUGCCUCACUGGUUUAAAGGGGGGUAGUGUUUAAAUAUGUGCAAUGGUUGUACACAAGAUCACAAAUCCACAUAUUAUCUUUUUUGUUUAAUAAUCUCCAUCCCAGUGGACUGAGCCAGAGACGGUUAUCCAAACCUUUUUAGGGUAACACACCAAUCAGCACACACCAGUUUGUGGACUGGUUCAGUCUUUUUCGUGGUAAAUGUUAACUGAAAAUAAAGAUUAUUGUGAUAUUCUUUG